AAGGGUUUUGUCAAACCUUAGUUGCUGCGGUACGUCCCGAUUGAGUGAGGAAUUGGUUGAGUGAUAUGUCUGCUGCAGGCGGUGGCGGUUCUGCAGAUACCAUGGGGGGUGGGGUAGGAGGAGGAGGAGGGGAGGGCGUGCCGUGGCCAACCGGGGCAGAUGGCUACAAACUGGACAGGAUUAUUGGCAAAGGAGCGUUCGCGACGGUAUGGAAAGCAUUUUGCGAAGCCCGCGAGGUACAUGUCGCGGUAAAGGUGAUGGACCUCGAGAACGUCACCCACAGCUUCGAAGAUAUUCGUCAAGAGGUGGCGGUGAUGCGUAUGUGCGACCACCCGAAUGUGCUGAGCUGCUACGCAUCGUUCGUGCAUGAAAAUGAGCUGUGGCUGGUAAUGGAGUUCAUGAGCAAAGGAUCGUGCUUGCACGUGAUGAACGUCGCUAAAAAGGAGGGGAAGGGAGACGGCAUGAAGGAGGAGUGCAUCGCAUAUGUCUUGAAGCAAACGCUGCAGGGACUCAAGUACUUUCACGACCAGGGACAGAUCCAUCGAGACAUCAAGGCUGGUAACAUCCUUCUGGGAGAGGACGGGAGAGUGAAGCUAGCCGAUUUCGGGGUUGCCGGAUGGCUUGUUGGUUACGGCGCCCGCCGAAACGUCGCUAAAACCUUCGUAGGGACACCAUGCUGGAUGGCCCCGGAGGUCAUGGAACAGGUCGAUGGGUACAACCAGAAGGCGGAUAUUUGGAGCGUCGGCAUCACAGCACUCGAGCUGGCUAAAGGACACGCGCCCUACGCAAGGCUUGAACCCAUGAAGGUGUUGAUGCAAACGAUUGAAAGAGAACCUCCGUCGUUGAAGUCGUACCCUGAUGACCGACAACCAGGAGGGGAUGUCUUCGGCCGCAACUUCAAAGAGGUGGUGCGGUUCUGCCUUCAGAAGAACCCAAAGGAGCGACCCAACUGCGCAAGUCUUCUGAGCAAGAAGUUCUUCAAACGGGAUUUGCAGCCCGAUGCUAUCGUCAACGAGCUGUUGCUGCACGUCCCUGUGGUGGGAGAAGGAGACGGGGGACUUGAACGGAAGGAACAUGGGUCGCCGGCGGCAUGCCUUGUGGCGGAGCAAAUGACCUUGGACGUCAAGGCACGAGGCAGCUCCAAGUCGACCACACCAAUGGAGGAGGAAGGGGAGUACGGGCGGCCAAAAGUAGCGCCUCCGGAACACCCUGCUGGAACCACGUGGGUGUGGGACGAUGGAUCUGGCGUCGUGCUGAAAGCCGAGGGAAAGGCGAAAGAGGAAAUAGAGCAGCGCAAAGCGGAACAAAAAGAGGAGAACGAUGGUUUCUACGAUGAGAUGGAAAGUAUCGGGCAGAGCGAGUGGACCCAACAAAAAGGAUGAACCCCCUUUGGCUGAUUGACAAGGAGGCAAGCCUUUGGCUCAAUGACAAGGUGUCGAUUUCCACCGUACCGGCUGGUUGUACAAUGCUCGAAGGAAGUAUCGGGCUCGAGAUUUGCGUCUUUAGCGACUGGUUCGUCUUCCAUGAACACCAGCUGUCCGUAGCCAAGUGCAAUUACAGGCUCCAGGGGCGACUUGGGCCUGGCUUUUCGUCAUGGCCCUCAGCAUGGCGCCCACCCCGUGUCGGUGACUGCUGAGGGUUAUGGCCUGCGUGUUGAGUGGAAAGGUACCAGAAAUGGUGUCCAAGUCGUUUAUUGGAACAACAGCACGCAAGGCAUUGAAACGAUUGUGCUAAUUGUGUAGUGGCGUUGGUUGUUCUGCAGACUGGAUUCGCCUUUCUGGAAUAUGGUGGAACUAUGUGUUGCGCCGCUGGCUGUGUGAGGACAUGUGGCCACCAGUCAAAGAGCCCGUCGAUCAAAUUAUGGGGUGAAGGGGCAUUUGGCACCGAUGCGGACUUCUGGAUUGCAUUGACGCAGAUCUUCAUCCACCUGCCCAGAAGAAUUGCACACCUGCCAGGAGGCCUGGAUUUGUCCUUCGGCGGGUGGUGUUUUUGUGUGUUUACAAGGUUGACCGCUCGACCUAAAACCGUGUCAGGGUAAAACUACGUGGGCAAUAAUAGCUUCGAGGUUUGAGAUUGCCGCGAAGACACGCGAUUUCCUUGGUUGUUGUAGUCAAUGUAGCGCCAGCGAAAUGUGUGCUAGGGAGUGGGGGAGGGGUGGGGGGGUGUACUCAUAGCCGUACAUGCCUUAGUCGUUCGACUAAUGAUCUCGGAUCCCUACAAAGCCGGGUCGGACCACGCCGAAUUCUCACCGGACCAGUGGGGGGGGAGCGGAUUGCCUCUUCCCGCCCAGGGUGAUGAACUUCGUUGUUGUGUCCCCCCGUUCAAUCUUCCCUGUGAGAUGUAGAGGGAGCUAGCUGGCUCACGACGCCAUUUGCAUAUUUUACUUUCCCGAUGAGCACAGGGUGGUACCCCGAGGCUGAAGUGACCGAUGCGUCUCUUAUUUCUUACUUUGUUGUACGCCGAACUAUGUUACAGAAUAGAUCAACAUCGCCCCCAAGAUGAGCGCCAUG
This is a messenger RNA of Ectocarpus sp. CCAP 1310/34, 2510 nucleotides long. Lineage: Eukaryota; Phaeophyceae; Ectocarpales; Ectocarpaceae. The record is from the annotation of a GenBank genome assembly.